AUGGCUGCCUAUGCUUUGGGGCCAAAAUCUGUGGAUUUCGAUAAAGUAUGGGGUAACCUACAGCCGUCCGUCAUUGAAAUCAUGAAUCUUCAUCCGAUGACUAAAAAGGAUUGGGACGACAAGUUUCAUGACGUUUAUGACAUCUGUGUUGCAAUACCAGAGCCUCUCAGUAGUCGUCUAUAUUCAUCAAUGAAGAGAUGCAUAGAGAUGCAUGUAAACACCAAAUCUCAAUCAGAUGAACUGCUGAAUCAGUAUUUUUCAAUGUGGAAGGUGUUUUACAAAGGAUCUAACUACGUUCACCGAUUAUUUGGGUAUCUCAACAACCAGUUUGUGAAAUCAAAGCGAUCUGUUGAGGGCGAUGCCUACGCUAAUUAUGCGACCUUUCUACAAAAACCGGAUGUAAAGGAGAUUGGUUGUUUGGCUAUGGAUAUAUGGAAGGAACAUCUAAUUGAGCCAAUUUUGGACAAGUUGGUGAACUUACUUUUAGCUGCUAUAGGAGAAGAUCGACUUGGUAAUGUGCCACCCAAUAAGGAUGUCAUUGCUGGUGUGAUCUCUUCUUUUCUUCAGAUUGAAGAGUUCGAGUACUCCCCCACACUCGGUGUAAAACUUAACUAUAGAGAACCUCCCAAGGAAUUCUAUCAGAAGGCUUUUGAGUCAAGAUUUUUGGCAGCCACUGAGGAAUACUAUUCGGGUCUGGCGCAAAAGCUGCUGAGUGACCUGACGUGUAGCAAAUACAUGGAAGCUGUCAUUGAAGCGUUAGAAGCAGAAGAGCGCCGUUCCGCGACGUACGUCAGUCAGUCCAGUGUGUCGAAGGUCAUCCGUUUAUGUCAAGAUGUGAUGAUUAAUGCGCAUAAGGAUAAACUGCAUGCAGUCUGUCAUGAAUUAAUAACGAAUGAAGAGCGAAAAGAUUUGCGCAACAUGUAUCGGUUGCUGAAGCCGAUACCUUCUGGUUUACUCGUAAUGGCUAAAGAGUUCGAGGAUUACGUUCGAAAAAAGGGACUUGAUUUGAUUUCCACUAUCUCUGGAGACAAUAUUCCUCAACAGUUCGUGGAUAAUGUUCUUAAAGUCCAUGAAAAAUUUCAUGCGAUGAAGACAGAAGUCUUCAUGGAUGAUGGCGACUUUGCCGGAGCAUUAGAUAAGGUAUUUCUAUUGAUGUCGUCCUUAUUGGUUUCUGCUACUUCUUUGGCUCGAUACACGGAUAACUUGUUGCGAAAAUCUGCAAAGGGAAUGAAUGAAUUGGAAGUGGAUCAGCAGUUGAGCAAGGCAAUUGUAAUAUUUAGGUACAUUGAGGACAAAGACGUGUUUCAGAAGUACUAUUCGAAAAUGUUGGCGUCGCGCCUCAUCAUGGGUUUUUCGGUGGCGAUGGACGCCGAGGAAGCGAUGAUCAACAAGUUGAAGCAAGCUUGUGGGUACGAGUUUACCAGCAAACUGUCGCGAAUGUUCACGGAUAUCGGACUCAGUAGCGAAUUGGCCGACAAAUUCAAUAAGGUUUCUGCCCACACUUCCGUGAAUGUGUCUAUGCAGCCACUAGUCUUGCAAGCUGGUUCGUGGCCACUCUCUGUACCUCAAGCGAGCAAUGGAGUCUCAGAUACCAUCUCUUUCAUCUUACCAUUGAUUUUACAACCAUCAAUAGCGGAAUUCGAGAAAUACUAUAUCGGUGCUCACAAUGGCAGGAAACUUACUUGGCUCUUCAAUAUGUCACAUGGCGAGCUACGGUUAACGUAUUUGGACAAACCGUACCUAGUAUCCAUGACUGUUUAUCAAAUGGCCAUACUUUUGUGCUUUCAGGAGAGGGAUUCUAUUCUCUCCGACAUAUCAGCAGAGACUGGAAUUACUGGGGACACAUUACUUCGCAAUGUUCGUUCUAUCAUCGACUGUCAUACGUAUUUGUUUCAGGAGUUGGAUGAUUCUUCGGAAUUGUCCCUAAACAAAACAUUGACUUGUAAGCGACUCCGUUUUCGUCUUGCAACUCCUCAAGUGGUCAAACACACCGAGAAAGAAGCCGAAUCCGUCUGCACUACGGUGACACACGACCGUAAAUAUUACAUGGAAUGCGCGAUUGUACGAAUAAUGAAAACUCGAAAAGUUCUAAAACAUAGUGCACUGGUCAAUGAGGUCAUAGAGCAGACCAGAACCAGAUUCACUCCUGAUGUAGCUUUCAUUAAGAAGAGCAUCGAAGACCUUAUAGAAAAGCUGUAUAUCCAACGAACGGAUCAGAAUGAUGAAUAUCAGUAUCUUGCCUAG
Angiostrongylus costaricensis is the source of this 2244-nucleotide messenger RNA. NCBI's taxonomy places the organism in Eukaryota, Metazoa, Nematoda, Chromadorea, Rhabditida, Metastrongylidae. The record is from the annotation of a GenBank genome assembly.